AUGGAGACCGAGGCCGGGCCCGCGCGGCCUCGCGGCGUUGCCAUGGAGACAACUCCCGGGCUGGGGCUCCGAAGCCCCGGCGAGCCGCUGGCUCAGAACCCCGGCGAGCCGCUGUGCGAGACCGGAACCGCGGUGGUGGCGGCGGCGGCGGCACGCUGGGACCUGCGAAAACAUUCUUUGCUCAUCGUGAUCGGCGAUAUCGGUACAGAGAGUCAGCUGAGGGCCGUGCGGGCCCACCUUGAACAAGGGAUUCUCUCCUGGAACAUUGACUUAUCCUCCUUUGACUUGAACCAACAGUUGAGACUCUUCAUUACCCGGCACCUAGCUCACUUCUCCUCAGAGGUCAAAGGCCAGAGGACCCUCUGCCACCAGAGUGAGAUCCUAGAGACUGUCAUCCUGGUGAACCCCAGCGCAGACAGCAUCAGCUCUGAGGUUCGCCAUUUCCUCAGCAGCCCGUCAGCUCACAAGCUACUGAUCUUGAGUGGGCAAAGCUUAGAGCCUGGGGGAGACCUAAUCCUGCAGAGCGGCACCUACUCCUACCAAGACUUCGCCCAGGUCCUACAUAACCCGGAGAUUGCUCAGUUGCUCAGCAAUAGAGACCCUGGGAUCCAGGCCUGCCUCACCGUGUCCUGCCUGGGGGAGGGUGACUGGAGCCAUCUGGGACUAUCCAGUUCCCAAGAGACCCUGCACCUCCGGCUGAACCCUGAGCCCAGGCUGCCCGCCAUGGACGGCGUGGCUGAGUUCUCUGAGUACGUCUCCGAGACCGUGGAUGUGCCGUCCCCUUUCGACCUGCUAGAGCCUCCCACCUCAGGGGGCUUCCUCAAGCUCUCCAAGCCUUGCUGCUACAUCUUCCCUGGUGGCCGCGGGGACUCAGCCCUCUUCGCCGUCAAUGGGUUCAACAUCCUGGUGGACGGGGGCUCCGAUCGCAAGUCCUGCUUCUGGAAGCUGGUGCGGCACCUGGACCGAAUCGACUCGGUGCUACUCACCCACAUCGGGGCAGACAACCUGCCGGGCAUCAAUGGCCUCCUGCAGCGCAAAGUGGCAGAGCUGGAGGAGGAGCAGUCGCAGGGCUCGAGCAGCUACAGCGACUGGGUGAAGAACCUCAUCUCGCCCGAGCUCGGCGUCGUCUUCUUCAACGUGCCCGAUAAGCUGCGGCUGCCGGAUGCCUCCCGCAAGGCCAAGCGCAGCAUCGAGGAGGCCUGCCUCACGCUGCAGCACCUACACCGCCUGGGCAUCCAGGCCGAGCCUCUGUACCGUGUGGUCAGCAACACCAUCGAGCCUCUGACCCUCUUCCACAAAAUGGGCGUGGGCCGGCUGGACAUGUAUGUCCUCAACCCCGUCAAGGACAGCAAGGAGAUGCAGUUCCUCAUGCAAAAGUGGGCAGGCAACAGCAAAGCCAAGACGGGCAUCGUGCUGGCCAACGGGAAGGAGGCUGAGAUCUCGGUGCCCUACCUGACCUCCAUCACGGCUCUGGUGGUCUGGCUACCAGCCAACCCCACCGAGAAGAUCGUGCGAGUGCUUUUUCCAGGCAACGCUCCCCAGAACAAGAUCCUGGAGGGCCUGGAAAAGCUCCGGCAUCUGGACUUCCUGCGCUACCCUGUGGCCACCCAGAAGGACCUGGCCUCUGGGGCUGUGCCUGCCAACCUGAAACCCAGCAAAAUCAAACAGCGGGCUGACAGCAAAGAGAGCCUCAAAGCCGCCACCAAAACAGCCGUGAGCAAGCUGGCCAAGCGGGAGGAGGUGGCAGAAGAGGGAGCCAAGGAGGCCCGCUCGGAGAUGGCCAAAGAGGUAGCCAAGACUGAGAAGAAGGCCAAGGAGCCCACCGAGAAGCCCCCAGAGAAGCCUGCCAAGCCCGAGAGGGUAAAGACGGAGUCCAGCGAGGCUCUGAAGGCGGAGAAGCGGAAGCUGAUCAAGGACAAGGUCGGGAAGAAGCACCUCAAAGAGAAGAUUUCGAAGCUGGAUGAGAAAAAGGACAAGGAGAAAAAAGAGAUCAAGAAGGAGAGGAAGGAGCUCAAGAAGGAUGAAGGAAGGAAGGAGGAGAAGAGGAAAGACACCAAACCCGAGGCCAAGAAGAUUUCCAAGCCAGACCUGAAGCCCUUCACCCCCGAGGUACGGAAGACCCUCUUCAAAGCCAAGGCCCCUGCAAGAGUGAAGCUGGACAAGAGCCGGGCUGCCCGUGGGGAGAAGGAGCCGCCUUCUGAGCCCCGGACGCCCCCGGCCCAGAAGGCGGCUGCGCCACUCCCAACAGUCACCGGGCACCGGGAGCUGGCCUUGUCCUCACCAGAGGACCUCACACAGGACUUUGAGGACAUGAAGCGGGAGGAGAGGGCUUUGCUGGCCGAACAGAGGGACACAGGACUAGGAGAGAAACCACUGCCUAUGGAUUCUACACAGGAGGGACCCCCCAGCCUGGCUCCCCAGGUUACACAGCCCUCUGUCCCUGGGCGGGAGCCAGAAGAGCGUGCGAUGGAAAAGGAAGCUGCCCCAGAAAUCCCUGGGGAACAAGGCAGCCAGGACCAAGGCCCGGACUCUGGGGCUGAGACAGAGGAAGAGAAAGAAACCUGUGAGGAGAAGCAGCAGCAGGAAGCAGAGAGACUCCCAGACAGACCAGAAGCCAGAGAGGAGAGUGAGCCGGAGCUGAAGGAGGACGUGAUCGAGAAAGCCGAGGUAGAAGAAAUGGAGGAGGCACGGCCGUCAGAUGAGGAGGAGGAGGAGGAGACGAAGGCUGAGGGUCUGUACCAAAAGCAUAUGCAGGAAGCCUUCAAGGUGACCGCCAGGGAGAGAGAGGCUCUCGAGGGCCGGGAACUGGGGCCCCAGGCUAAGGCCCCCGAGAAGGAGACGGCAUCAUUCCUGAGCAGCCUGGCCACCCCGGUGGGAGCCACUGAACAUGUCUCCUACAUCCAGGAUGAGACAAUCCCUGGCUACUCAGAGACAGAGCAGACCAUCUCCGAUGAAGAGAUCCACGACGAGCCCGAGGAGCGCCCGGCUCCACCCAGAUUCCCUCCAAGUACCUUUGACCUCCCUGGGCCUGAAGGUGCUGGCCCCUUUGAAGCCGGCCAGCCUGCAGACAGUGCCGUUCCUGUCACCUCCAGCAAAGGCUAUGGGGCGCCGGAGACUGAACUCCCCUACCCCACCAACCUGGUGGCCGCGCCACUGGCUGAAGAGGAACACGUGUCCUCGGCCACCUCAAUCACGGAGUGUGACAAGCUCUCGUCCUUUGCCACGUCAGUGGCUGAGGACCAGUCUGUGGCCUCGCUCACAGCUCCUCAGACGGAGGAGACAGGCAAGAGCUCCCUGCUGCUCGACACGGUCACGAGCAUCCCCUCCUCCCGCACCGAGGCCACCCAGGGCUUAGACUACGUGCCGUCGGCUGGCACCAUCUCACCUACCUCCUCGCUGGAGGAAGACAAAGGCUUCAAAUCACCACCCUGUGAGGAAUUCUCUGUGGCUGGGGAGUCGGAGAAGAGAGGAGAGAGUGUAGGGAGAGCAUUGCCUGGGGAGAGAGCUGUGGGAGAGGAAGAAGAGGAGCCAGCAAACGCAGAGGCGUCUGAGAAACUUCACCACCAGUAUGGCUCCCCGAUAUUUGGGGCCCCUGGGCAUGCCCUACAUCCCGGGGAACCAGCCCAGGGAGAGGUGGAGGAGCGGUGCCUCAGCCCGGAUGACAGCACAGUGAAGAUGGCCUCUCCGCCACCAUCCGGCCCGCCCAGUGCUACCCACACACCCUUUCAUCAGUCCCCCGUGGAAGAAAAGUCUGAGCCCCAAGACUUUCAGGAGGAAGACUCCUGGGGAGGCACAAAACACACACCAGGUAUGGACACGGAAGAUGCUGCAAAGGAGACAGUCAGGCCAGGGCCUGAAGAGGGCACCCUAGAGAAGCAGGGGGAGAGGCCUGUUCCCAGGAGCCCCCAGGCCCAGAUGGCACCUGUCGGUAUUCCAGGAGGACAUUCAGGCCACACCAGUCCAUUGUUGCCAGUACAGGACGGAGCAAUAGUCUUCGAGACCACAGAGGCAGGAGAGCCCACAGGCCCAGUUCUGGCAACAGAAACCCUUCCCAGAGAUUUGAAGCCGUCACUUCAAGAACCUGGUGAACCUCAGAAAGAGGAGGUACCCCAAUUUCCUGGCCAGAGCCUCUCUCCCGAAGAUGCAGAGUCCCUCUCUGUCCUCAGUGUGGUCUCACCAGACACUGCCAACCAAGAGCCCACUCCCAGGUCUCCCUCUGGCCUGACGGAACAGCACCUACACAGAGACUUUUGGCCAGCGGCUUCUCCACAAGACACCCAGUCACUUUCUCUUUCCGAGGAGAGUCCCAGCAAGGAGACCUCUCUGGAUAUCUCUUCUAAGCAGCUCUCUCCAGAAAGCCUCGGAACCCUCCAGUUUGGGGAGCUAAGUCUUGGAAAGGAAGGAAGGGGGCCUCUGAUGCAGGCUGAAGACACUGCUCACUACCCAGCUCCUGUUUCUCUCCCAGAGCCUCAUGCAGCCACACUGUCACCUCCCAGAGAUGAGACCAUUGGCUACUCCACACAGGGAGCCAUCAUGGAUGAGAGCCCUGAUAGAAGAUCACCUGCCAGCUCCUUCUCUCAUCCUACACUGUCAGGUGAGGAGAAGCACUCACCUGGCGUGGUCACAAGCCCUGGCGAACAUAUUAUGACACCUGAUAGCUCCAUCACCAAGAGUCCAGAGUCUCUGCCAAGCCCUGCCAUGGAGGACAUUGUCAUGGAGUGGGAAGGGAAAGUUCCACGGUUGAAAGAUGGAACCCCCGAGGAGAAGGACAAGGAACCCGAACAAAAGGAUGAAGUUGUACAGCAGAAGGACAAAACCCUGCAACAGAAGGAUACUGCUGUAGAGCAGGGCACAGCCAUCUGUCAGAAAGACGAGGCUCUGAGAGCAGGGGAUGAGGCUGUGGAGCAGCAGGGUAAGGCUUUAGAACAAAAAGGCAAAGACGUAGACCAGAAGGAUGUGUCCCCAGAACAGAAGGGCAAGGCCCCGGAACCAAAAGACAAAGUCUUGGAACAAAAAGACAAGGCCCCGGAAGUGAAAGACAAAGACUCAGAACAAAAAGACAAGAUCCCGGAAGUGAAAGACAAAGACUUGGAACAAAAAGACAAGACCCCAGAAGUGAAAGACAAAGACUCAGAACAAAAAGACAAGGCCCCGGAAGUGAAAGAUAAAGACUCAGAACAAAAAGACAAGAUCCCGGAAGUGAAAGACAAAGACUUGGAACAAAAAGACAAGACCCCAGAAGUGAAAGACAAAGACUCAGAACAAAAAGACAAGACCCCGGAAGUGAAAGACAAGAUCCCAGAAGACAAAGAUGAUGCCUUAGAACAAAAGGGCCCACCCCUGGAACAGAAGGACAAAGACUCAGAACAAAAAGAUAAGGUUCUGGGACACAAGGAGAAGAGCCCAGAAGAGAAAGACAAAGUCUUAGGACAAAAAGUCCAAGACUUUGAACAUAAAGACACAGCUCCAGAGGACAAGGUUCUGGAACCUAAGGGCAAGACAUCAGAACAGACAGACACAGCCCCUGAGCAGAAAGACAGGGCCCAGGCACACAGAGAGAAGGCCUUAGAAGAAAAGGAUCAGCCUUUGGAGCAAAAAUACUGGGCUUUAGGAAAGAAGGAUGAGGCCCUGGAGCAAAAUAACACGGCUGCCGAACAGAAAGACAAGGCUCCAGGAGAGGACAAAACCCAAGGGGAUAAGACCAUGAAAGCAAAGGAGAUCCUAGGGCAGAUGUCCCCGACAAAGGCCCAGGCUGCAGGAGAGAAGGAAGAGACGGUGCUAGGGCAGACCAAAGCUCUGGGGCUGGAAGAAAGCCCAGUGCAGCUGGGCAAGGCCCACGAGCAGGAAGAGAAGUCCUGGAAGGAACAGGCUGUGGUCCAGGAAUGGCGAGAAACAUCUCCAGCCAGAGCAGAGCCAGCUGGAGAGCUGAAGGAGCCUGUCCGGGCCUGGGGCGACGCAUCUCCAGAGCAGGAGGUCAGGUACUGGAGGGGCCGAGAGGACGGGGCCCUGGAGCAGGACGCGUACUGGAGGGAACUGAGCUCCGAGCGGAAGGUCUGGUUCCCUCACGAGCUGGAUGGCCAGGGGGCUCGUCCACGCUACCCUGAGGAACGGGAGAGCACUUUCCUGGAUGAGGGUCCGGAUGAUGAGCAACAGGUGUCACCCCUGGGGCGCACACCCUGCAGCCCCUGGACCUCAGACUUCAAGGAUUUCCAGGAGCCCUCCCCGCGGAAGGGCGCAGAGGUGGAGCGCUGGCUCGCCGAGUCACCAGUCGAGCUGCCACCAGAGGAAGAGGACAAGCUGACCCGCUCUCCCUUUGAGAUCAUCUCCCCUCCAACCUCCCCACCUGAGAUGGCCGGACUGAGGCUUCCUCCGGCGCCAGGGCAAGAGAGCCCUAGCCCAGAGCCUAAGCCCAUGCCACCCUUGAGGAAUGAACCCACCACCCCUUCAUGGCUGGCUGACAUCCCACCGUGGGUACCCAAGGACAGACCCCUGCCCCCCGCCCCCCUUUCCCCAGCUCCAGCUCCCCCCACUCCUGCCCCGGAGCCACACCCUCCUGCGCCCUUCUCCUGGGGCACAGCUGAGUAUGACAGCGUGGUAGCGGCAGUGCAGGAGGGGGCAGCUGAGCUGGAAGGUGGCCCGUACUCCCCACUGGGGAAGGACUACCGAAAGGCUGAAGGGGAAAGGGAAGGAGGUGGGGCUGAGGCUCCUGACAGCAGCCUCCGCGGCCUGGAGGCUUCAGAGGCCGGAGGGAGCCACACUACCGGAGGGAGCCACACUACCGGGGAGCCGGAGCAGGCGGAGCCCGAGCAGCGAGAGCCCACUCCGUAUCCUGACGAGAGAAGCUUUCAGUACGCAGACAUCUAUGAGCACAUGAUGCUUACGGGGCUUGGCCCUGCGUGCCCCACCAGGGAGCCUCCCCUUGGAGCGGCCGGGGAUUGGCCCCCACGCCUCUCAACGAAGGAGGAGGCUGCCGGCCGCGACACGUCCACAGAGAAGGAGCUUUCUUCUCCCGUCUCGCCCAAGGGCAUCCAGUCGGACACGCCAGCCUUCAGCUAUGCAGCCCUAGCAGGACCCACUGUGCCCCCACGGCGGGAGCCAGAGCCAGGGCUAAGUGUGGAACCCAGCCUCACUCCACCUGCAGUGCCCCCUCGUGCUCCUAUCCCUCUGAGCAAAGGCCCAAGCCCCCCUCUUAAUGGUAACAUCCUGAGCUGCAGCCCGGAGAGGAGGACCCCAUCUCCCAAGGAAUCAGCCCGGAGUCCCUGGGAUGACAGCCCUAGUGACUCGGAGCUGGAGAAGGGGGCUCGAGAACAGCCGGAGAAAGAGGCCCAGUCCCCAAGUCCCCCUCACCCCACACCUGCGGGGCCCCCCACCUUGUGGCCUGAAACUGAGGCACAAACUAGUGCUUCCUUGGACUCACAGACGGGGCCUGCCCGACCCAACCUGGACUUCCCGGCUUCAGCCUUUGGCUUCUCCUCAUUGCAGCCAGCUCCCCCGCAGCUGCCCUCCCCAGCUGAACCCCGCUCUGCUCCCUGCGGCUCCCUUGCCUUCUCUGGGGACCGAGCUCUGGCUCUGGCCCCGGGCCCUCCCACGAGAGCCCGCCAUGAUGAGUACCUGGAAGUGACCAAGGCCCCCAGCCUGGACUCCUCACUGCCCCAGCUCCCAUCACCCAGCUCUCCUGGGGCCCCUCUCCUGUCCAGUCUGCCGCGCCCUGCCUCACCAGCCCUGUCUGAAGGCUCCUCCUCUGAGGCUACCACACCUGUGAUUUCAAGUGUGGCCGAGCGUUUCCCUCCAGGCCUGGAGGCUGCAGAACAUGGGUCUGGGGCACUGGCCCCAGGCAUGGAAGCAGCCUCCCACAGCCUCUGGGACCUCGCUCCCCUGAGUCCAGCACCCACUGCUUCACUGGACUUGGCCCCAGCUCCGGCUGCAAGCCUGCCAGGAGACAUGGAUGAUGGCACCCUGCCCUGCCGCCUGGAGUGCUUGGGGGCGGCCACCAAGAAGCCAAGCCCCUUCCAGGGUCCCUCUGGGGACUGUGCGGCCAAUGGACCAACUGGAACCAGCCCCCAGCCCCCGGGCCCCGCCACAGCCAAGGCGGAGAAAGAAGAGGCUGAGGCGUGCCCUGCCUGGGAACGAGGGGCCUGGCCUGAGGGAGCUGAGAGGAGCUCCCGGCCUGACACGCUGCUCUCUCCUGAGCAGCCGCUGUGUCCUGGAGGGGGCGCUGGUGGCCCGCCCCACAGUCUCUCUCCCGAGGUUGAGGCUGGGCCCCAGGGAUGUGCUGCUGAGCCACGGCCCCACCGCGGGGAGCUCUCCCCAUCUUUCCUGAACCCACCUCUACCCCCAUGCACAGAUGACAGUGACCUCUCGGCUGAGGAAGCUCGGCUGGUAGGAAGAGGGGGGCGGCGCCGGGCAGGGGGGCCAGGGCCCACAGGGGGCCCCUGCCCCAUGACUGACGAGACGCCGCCCACAUCAGCUAGUGACUCAGGCUCCUCACAGUCAGAUUCCGACGUUCCUCCAGAAACCGAGGAGUGUCCGUCCAUCACAGCCGAGGCAGCCCUCGACUCUGACGAGGAUGGGGACUUCCUACCUGUGGACAAAGCUGGGGGGGUCAGUGGGACUCACCAUCCCAGGCCUGGCCACGACCCACCCCCUCUCCCCCAGCCAGACCCCCGCCCGGCGCCUCCCCGCCCUGAUGUAUGCAUGGCCGACCCAGAGGGGCUCAGCUCAGAGACUGGGAGAGUAGAGAGGCUACGGGAGAAGGAAAAGGUGCAGGGGCGGGUAGGGCGCAGGGCCCCAGGCAGGGCCAAACCAGCAUCCCCCGCACGCCGCCUGGAUCUUCGGGGAAAACGAUCACCCACUCCCGGGAAAGGGCCUACAGACCGAGCCUCUCGUGGCCCACCCCGACCACGGAGCACGCCAAGCCAGGUCACCCCCGCGGAGGAAAAGGACGGACACAGCCCCAUGGCCAAAGGCCUAGUCAAUGGACUCAAGGCAGGACCGAUGGCCUUAGGUUCCAAGGGCGGCUCCGGCCCCCCUGUGUAUGUGGACCUCGCCUAUAUCCCGAAUCACUGCAGUGGCAAGACUGUUGACCUUGACUUCUUCCGUCGAGUGCGUGCAUCCUACUAUGUGGUCAGUGGCAACGACCCCACCAAUGGCGAGCCAAGCCGGGCUGUGCUGGAUGCCUUGCUGGAGGGCAAGGCCCAGUGGGGGGAGAAUCUUCAGGUGACUCUGAUCCCUACUCACGACACAGAGGUGACUCGUGAAUGGUACCAGCAGACCCACGAGCAGCAGCAGCAGCUGAACGUCCUGGUCCUGGCUAGCAGCAGCACUGUGGUCAUGCAGGAUGAGUCCUUCCCGGCUUGCAAGAUUGAGUUCUGAAAGAACCAUUGUCCCUUCCCCAAGGAUCUGCUCCCCCAGCUCCUUUAGAGAAUGGCUACUGCUGAGUCCUUUGGGGUUGAGGGAGCUGGGAGCUGGGGGAGUAGGACAGAUAUAUCCAUUGUGGGGGUUUAGGCUGGGCUAAAUGGAAGGGGUUGUCCCUCUCCUGCAUCCAUUCCUGAGAGGGGUCUCAAAGCCAAAGGUAAGAGGGAUAGGAUUAGGGGAGGAUACAAAAUUAGGGUAGGAGGUCAUCUGAUGCUGAGAACCCUGGAGUGUUACCCUCUCCUAGCACUGCCAAAUGCUGGUACUAGAUGGGGAAUGAGGAUGGGUCUGAGAGCAGCCUCCUCCCUCAUGCGGCAAGGUCAUAACCCCAACCCCAGGGACAUCUUUAUCCCAUCUAUUUAUUUAGCACCCCAGAAAUUAUUUCUAUGAGUAAUUUAUGUGACCUGAGGGUAAGAUAACAUCAGUGAGGUACCCAGAGCUGCACCCCUUCUUCCAUAUCCCAAUCUUCCUGCUAGGGUCUGGUUUCUAGGAGGGGCCUGGGGUAUUACCGCUGCUACACUGUCCUCCUGCUUCCUUCAGUAUCUCAAUGUCUCAGUCUCAAACUUGAAGCUCUUUAGACCAACGGACCGGUGAGAGGAGAGGAGCUUCUCUCUCCGUCCCUGCUUCAUCCCACUCACAUCCCAGGGCUGGGCCCAGAUCAGGCCUACUGAGCAGCACAAAGGGGCAAGGAGGCCCAGUCCCAAUCCCAGAGUUCUUCCCAGCUCCCUGACCCUGUGAAGUUCCAAUUAUCCUGAUCCCUUCUCAUCCCCUGCUUGGCUUCUCUGCAUGUGGUCAUCUGCUGUGGCCUGGUGUGUAAUGGGUUAAAAAUAAGCCACUGCUUGACAUCCCAACAUCUGAAACCCCACUGUGCCAUCCUGCAGCUGAAAUGGGAACGCUGGCUGCCUCUCCAAACCCAGCUCUUGGACAGAGGAUUUGGGAGGUGGAGGCCAGGCCAGAGGGCUUGGGGAAAGAAUAGAGGGAGAGGCAGCUGAGCUACAGCUUGACUCCUACAGAGUGAAAUGAGAACAGGCUGAAAAUACUACUCCAGGAGAGGACCUCACCCCGAGCAAGACUGUGAGCAGCCCCGCCAGACUCCUGCUGGACUGAGAAACCCGGAUGCUGAUAGUCAUCUGGGCUCGCCUUCUCUGCCAAACGACUGGGAAACCAAAAUGAGCCCACCUGUGUUCUUCCUAGCUCCCCACCCCCCUUCCCGUGCUGCUGUGCUGUGCUCCUCCCCACACUUCCCUGCUAGAGUUCCCAGCUGCUGUAAUGGAGCCGCCUCCAACUUAACAAUAAAUCAAGUUCAUUGC
This is a messenger RNA of Lepus europaeus (European hare), 10721 nucleotides long. RefSeq names its product microtubule associated protein 1A (gene MAP1A). Gene Ontology annotation, molecular function: microtubule binding; actin binding. NCBI's taxonomy places the organism in Eukaryota, Metazoa, Chordata, Mammalia, Lagomorpha, Leporidae. The transcript has 7 exons. The coding region runs from base 1 to 9372 and encodes 3123 amino acids. The record is from RefSeq and is a predicted model, not a curated record. Gene Ontology annotation, biological process: microtubule cytoskeleton organization; regulation of microtubule depolymerization; dendrite development. Gene Ontology annotation, cellular component: cytosol; synapse; dendrite.